AUGGACCGUUCCAAACAUAAAAAACAUCAUCGUCAUCACCAUCGAAGUAAAGAUAAAACUGAUGAUGAUAGUAAAGAUCGAAAUCGUGAUCGUCGUCGAUCACCAUCACCAUCAGCAUCAUCUUCAUCAUCAUCAUCUGAUAACAAUUCUACAACAACUGAUGAAGAAGAAUAUCGUGAAAAACAAAUAACAACUAAAGGUAAAACAAUGGAACAAAUUGAAGAAGAACGUCACAUAAUGAGAGCAGAAAAAAAACGACAACGUGAACUUCGAAAAGUUUAUGAAACUUCACAUGAAAAACGUCAACGACGUUUAGCGAAAAAAAUGGAAAAAGAACGAAGGAAAAAAUCUGCUCUUGGUUGGGAUGCUGAACAUAUGGGUAUGACAAAUGCAAAUAAUCCAUAUGGUGAUGAAAGAUUACUUGAAACAUUUGUUUGGGGAAAAAAAUUAGAAAAAAAAGGUUUAUCUGAUGUUCCACCUGAACGUCUUAAAGCUUUAACAGUACAACGUGUUGAAGAAAAUAAAAUUGAAUUAGAAAAAUUAAAAAAACAACGAUUAGAACGUGAACGUCAAAAAGAAGCAAUGGAAAAAGAAAAAGAAUUUUUACAACGUAUUAAAGAAGCUGAAUAUUAUCGUGAAUGGGAAAAACAAGAAGAUUCAUUUCAUUAUAAUCAAGUACGUCUUCGUUCAAAAAUUCGAAUAACUGAUGGUCGUGCUAAACCAAUUGAUCUUCUUGCACAUUAUAUUAAUGAUGAUGAUGAUGAUUUAGCUGUUGAAAUGCAUGAACCAUCAACUUAUUUAAAUGGUCUUACUAUUCGUGAUCUUGAAGAUUUAUUAGCUGAUAUUAAAGUUUAUACUGAAUUAGAACAACAACAAAAAUCUGGAACAAAAUCACAUUAUUAUGAUGAACAAUAUUGGCAAGAUGUAACAACAAUAACAGAAGAUGAAUUAGCUAAAUUAAGAAAAUUAUCAUCACAAUUAUAUCAUGAUCAAAGAAUUGAUGAUAGACGUGAAGGUAUUAACGUAGCUGUUUCUCAAGAUGUUAAUGAAACAUUUAAAAAUAAAACACCACAACAAUUAGAACAAUUAGAACAACGUAUUAGAUCAAAAAUUGAAAAUGAAAAAGGUAUUGAUAUUGGAUAUUGGGAAUCAUUAUUAUCACAAUUACAAGCACAUAUGGCUCGAGGACGUCUUCGUGAUCGACAUCAAUUAACAUUAAAACGAAAAUUACAAAAAAUAAAACAAGAACAAGGUAUAUUUCAUGCACCUUUACCAAUAUCAACGAAAAGUUCAACAAUAUCAAAAAAGAAAGAUAAUGAAGAUAAUAAUAAUCAAUUAAAUACAUUUAAUGAUAAUGAUUUUGAAUCAAAUGAAGAUUUAGAAAAUAAAUGUUUACGUGAAUAUGAACGAGGUCGUUAUUCACCUAUAUUAGUUAAUAUAAAUGAUCUUGAUUUGGAAAUUCAAAAACGUUGUACUGAUGAAACAGAUGAUUGGGAAAAAUUAAAACAACAACGUGAAUCUGUUAUUAAAUCUGGUUCUGUUAAACCUGAUGUUGAAGAUGCUUUUGAAGCAUUUGCUCGAAGUAUGGGUAGUUUAACAGAUGAUGAUUCAAUUAUUAAUACUGUUGUACCUAUGGAUGUUCAAUAUUUAUGGUCAGAUAAAUAUCGACCACGUAAACCUCGUGUUUUUAAUAAAGUUCAUACCGGUUAUGAUUGGAAUCAAUAUAAUAAAAAACAUUAUGAUACAGAUAAUCCACCACCAAAAACUGUUCAAGGAUAUAAAUUCAAUAUUUUCUAUCCUGAUUUAAUUGAUAAAACAAAAACUCCAUCGUAUAGUCUUACUGUUUGUGAAGAUAAUAGAGAUUUCUCAAUUCUCAAAUUUCAUGCUGGACCACCAUAUGAAGAUAUUGCUUUUAAGAUUGUUAGUAAAGAAUGGGAUUAUUCAUAUAAACAUGGAUUUCGAUGUCAUUUUCAAAACGGAAUAUUUCAAUUAUGGUUUCAUUUUCGUAAAUGGAAAUAUCGUCGAUAA
This is a messenger RNA of Rotaria sordida, 2028 nucleotides long. Lineage: Eukaryota; Metazoa; Rotifera; Eurotatoria; Philodinida; Philodinidae. The record is from the annotation of a GenBank genome assembly.